This is a messenger RNA of Rotaria socialis, 1206 nucleotides long. Lineage: Eukaryota; Metazoa; Rotifera; Eurotatoria; Philodinida; Philodinidae. The record is from the annotation of a GenBank genome assembly.
AUGUGUACCUUUUCUCGUAUCGUCAUUCUAUUUUUUCUAUGGGCAAUUGUUAAUCAAUCCAUUACAGAUGCAUUUCGUAAUAAUGCCGAUGAAUGUUGUGAAACAGGUCGCAUUGAAGCUGAACAUACUAAAACAUGUAAUAUGGCAUUACAAUCAUUAAUAACAGAAAAUAAUAAAAACAUUUCAACAAAUUGUCUGUUUUUAACACAUAUUUGUUGUUUGUCAAAUUUACGAAGUUACUUUUGUGAAGAGGGUCUAAAAUCAGCUCUUCGUUUAUUACCAUGUAAUCAAAAAAAACUUGAUUCAAAAGAUUCGUAUCAGAUAUGUUGUAAAUGUUGUGAAUUAGGCAUUCGAGCAGGUCGCGAUAAAGCAGAUUGUGAACCGGUGACUGUACUCGAUGAACGAUGUGGUGAACAAUUUACGAAUUGUUGCUUAAAAGCAAAAUCUUUAAAUUGUGACAUGGGUUUUCAAAUGGAUGAUGAUCAUCAACGAUGUCGAGAUAUAAAUGAGUGUCUUUCAAAUCCAUGUCCAAACACGAUGCAAUGUGAAAAUACACCUGGUAGUUUUCGAUGUAUUGAAGGAUGCGAACAAGGUUAUACAUGGUCAAUUAAACAUGGAGCAUGCCGAGAUAUUGAUGAAUGUGCACUAAACAAACAUAACUGUACAUUUGGGCAUCGUUGUGAAAAUAUGCCAGGUUCAUAUAGAUGUAUUCGUGAGAGAAAUUGUGGUACUGGCUAUCAAGUGGAUCCUGUUACGCAAACAUGUGUGGAUGUUGAUGAAUGUGAACAAGAUAUUGACGAGUGUGGGCAAGUGAUGAUUUAUUAUUAUACUCGAAUAGGAGAAAAAGCACGAGCUCUAUCUAAGUUUAUCGUUUUAUUUUUUGUAUUUAGACCUGGAUAUAUCUGUAAAAAUGUCCCUGGAACCUAUAAGUGUGCACCUCAAAAUUGUACAUAUGGAGAAAAAUUUAAUGCCUUUCAUGGUCGUUGCGAAAAAAUUCAAUGUCGAUCAGGAUUCAGUUUAACAUCAUCGGGAAAAUGUGUUGAUGUAAACGAAUGUGGUCAAAAUCCAAGUCCAUGUAAACGUAGUGAACGUUGUGAUAAUACGCCUGGUUCAUAUCGUUGUGUACAAACAUUUACUUGUGCAAGUGGCCUUCAAAUGAAAGAUCUCGAAUGUCUAGGUAUAUUUCAAACCAAGGUUUUCUUUUAA